Messenger RNA from Syngnathus acus (greater pipefish), 4757 nucleotides. RefSeq names its product mutS homolog 6 (E. coli) (gene msh6). Gene Ontology annotation, biological process: mismatch repair. Gene Ontology annotation, molecular function: ATP-dependent DNA damage sensor activity; mismatched DNA binding; ATP binding. Lineage: Eukaryota; Metazoa; Chordata; Actinopteri; Syngnathiformes; Syngnathidae. Gene Ontology annotation, cellular component: MutSalpha complex; nucleus. The record is from RefSeq and is a predicted model, not a curated record.
UAGUCGCGCCUUCCUCCUGACGCAUGUGCGUUUCCCGCGAACACAGGAGGGCUCAUGGUGUUUGCCGUAGCUCAAUAGCUAAUAGCUAAGAGUUGUCACCAGACCAGAAUCUGUCAUGGCGAAGCAAAGCUCACUUUUAAAUUUCUUCUCCAAGUCUCCUCCGCCGGUGUCCAAGCCGAAAGCCCAGUGCUCACCCGACGAGGCCGACUUGCCGUCUCCAUCGAGAAGUCCAACUCUUCUCCAAAAGAAGAAGCUAAACUACUCUCGAGCAAGACCACCAAAACCAAAUCAAAGAGUGUCGUUAAGAAUGCGAAAGGAGGAUUCAGCCAACUGUUCGGCGAUAAAGCGUCAACAGCAAAAGACGCGAGCACCACAUGCUCAUUCAAUGCAGGGUCCCUUGUGUGGGCAAAGUUGGAGGGGCACCCAUGGUGGCCAUGCAUGGUGGUACCUCAACCUCUGAGCGGCCAGCAGAUGCGAGGCCGUGGUCGGGCCCAGCGCAUACAUGUCCACUUUUUUGAUGAACCGCCCACACGGGGAUGGGUCAGCACCAAAUACGUCAGAGAGUACCAUGGUUCUGACAGUAGUGAUUCUAAAACCGGAGGAUUGUUUUUUAGUGGGAAGCCUGAAGUCCGCCAUGCAAUGGAGCUUGCAGACAAAGUCUUGUUUGAUAGCCCAGAAAAACGAUUAAAGAUGCCUCUCUGCUCAGAUCCAUCAGAUGAGGAAGAAGAAGAAAUGGAGCUUGAUCAGACGACAAUGACUGACGGCGAGGGCAGUGAUGAGGAUCAAGUGAAAAAUGAGGAAUUAAAGUCAUCAAAAGUCAGUCCGCAUCCAACCCGGUCCAAUGGAAAUAAAGCCAAGCGUCGCCGUAUAAUCGUGGCUUCAGAAAGUGAGGAUUCUGAGGAUGAAUUCAAACCAGAGCAAGCCGCUAGCAGCAGUGAGGAUGAUGAGGAAGAAGCCACGGUAAGCAGUGAGGUUGAAGAAGCACAGAGCACACAAGAGUCUGAAGCGGAAAGCCCAGUUAAGCCUGUAAAACGUAAACGUCCCGUGGAGAAGCCCGCGACGACAAAGCCAAAGAUAAGCAGUAUCCCUUCCAGUGCAUCGAAACGGCCUCGGGCAUCUACAUCUGGCGACACAAAGUCUCGUUUAUCUGCCUUUUCUGCCCCUGACAUCUUUGAAAGCCAGGCCAGCGGAUCAGGCACAGAUGGAUCCACAAUGUGGGACCACGAGAAGCUGGAGUGGUUGCAGGAUCAUAAGAGGAAAGAUAGUCAAAGGCGGAAAGUGACGGACGAAGGAUAUGAUCCUACCACCCUGUAUGUGCCGGAAGACUUCACCAACCGGAACACUCCCGGUAUACGUCAGUGGUGGCUUAUCAAAGCCCAGAUGUUCGACACUGUUAUUUUCUAUAAGGUUGGCAAGUUCUACGAACUCUACCAUAUGGAUGCUGUGAUUGGAGUCAAUGAGCUCGGAUUGACUUUUAUGAAAGGGACCUGGGCUCACUCUGGCUUUCCAGAAAUCGGCUUUGCACGCUUCUCAGACGUACUGGUCCAGAAGGGCUACAAAGUGGCACGUGUGGAGCAGACUGAGACCCCAGAGAUGAUGGAAGCGCGAUGUAAGACUCUGGUCAAGCCCACCAAGUUUGACCGUGUCGUUAAGAGAGAAGUGUGCCGGAUCAUAACGCGAGGUACCCAGACGUACAGCGUGUUGGACGGCACCCCUUCUGAGAGUCAGAGCAAGUUCCUGCUCAGUUUAAAGGAGAAACCCGAAGAUGAAGGAAAGGGUUGGUGUAGCCGGACCUAUGGAGUCUGCUUUGUAGACACCUCUGUUGGCCUCUUCCACGUUGGUCAGUUUCCAGACGACCGCCACUGUUCACGUCUACGCACCCUGAUAGCGCACUUUGCCCCAGCCGAAGUGCUUUUCGAAAAGGGGAACCCAUCGGUUGAAACGCGCAAGAUACUCACUUCUCUGUCGUCAGCGCUGCAGGAGGGGCUGAAUGCAAGCUCACAGUUCUGGGAUGCUCAGAACACUCUGAAAAAGCUGUCAGAGGAAGACUACUUCAGAGAGAGUGCAGGAAAGGACAGGGCACAAAAUUUUCUACCUGCUGUUCUUAAAAAAAUGACCUACAGCGAUUCGCUCGGUCUUACCCAGGAGGGUUACGAACUGGCGCUCUCAUCGUUGGGUGCGUGCAUCUUCUACUUGAAGUGUCUCGUAGACCAGGUGCUCUCCAUGGCCACUUCGAAGGAAUACAUCCCUGUCGAUGUUGAAAUGGAGAAAGCUGCCGGAGAGAAAAGUUUCUUUGCUCAGACUCGCCAGCGCAUGGUCCUGGACGGAGUGACUCUGGCUAACCUGGAGAUAUUUCAAAAUGGCUCCGGAGGUACAGAGGGAACGCUGCUGGAGCGCCUCGACACCUGCACCACUGCUUUUGGAAAGCGGCUGCUCAAGCAAUGGCUCUGCGCUCCUCUGUGUAAUCCAACAUCCAUCGAGGACAGACUAGAUGCACUGGAGGACCUCAUGGUUUGUCAAGGGCAAGUGUCCGAAGUUUCGGAGCUGCUGAAGAAGCUCCCCGAUUUGGAGCGCCUCCUGAGUAAAGUUCACAGCAUUGGCACACCGCUGAAGGAUCAGAACCACCCGGACAGCAGAGCGGUUCUCUACGAGGAGGUCACCUACAGCAAGAGAAAAAUAGCAGACUUUCUUUCAGCGCUUGAAGGUUUCCAAACCAUGCAAGAAAUCGUCAAUGUCUUCGCAUCGGUUGCUGGCGACUUUCAGUCCAAGUUACUCUGUCAAGUGGUAAGUCUUCAAAAUGACAGCGGCGGGCUCUUUCCUGACCUCUCUGCCGAACUCAAGCGCUGGGAGACGGCCUUUGACCACCAAAAAGCGCGAAGCACGGGUGUCAUUACCCCGAAGGAGGGCUUCGACCCCGAAUAUGACCAGGCUCUGCUCGGCAUCAAGAGUUGCGAUCAAAAACUGCAGGAUUAUCUGGACCGACAGAAAAAGCGAAUCGGUUGCAAGAAGAUGGCGUACUGGGGCACCGGGAGAAAUCGCUUUCAGAUGGAGGUACCCGACAGCGUCUCUGAAAGGAAUAUUCCAGAAGAGUACCAGGUGAAGUCCACAAAGAAAGGCUGCAAGCGGUACGUGACCACGGAGACUGAGCAGCUGUUUUACGAGUUGCAAGGAUUUGAGGAGAAGCGAGAUGCUGCCCUGAAAGACUGCAUGAGGAGGCUCUUCUACAACUUUGACAAGAACUACAGCAACUGGAAGACUGCAGUGGAGUGCAUGGCAGUGCUUGAUGUUCUGUUGGCCUUAUUACGCUACAGCCAGGGUGGAGAUGGACCAAUGGCUAGGCCACAAGUUGUUCUCCCAGAUGGCGCUGAGCAAAUCACACCCUUCCUCGAACUCACCGGUUCUCGUCACCCGUGUGUUACCAAGACAUUUUUUGGCGACGACUUCAUCCCAAAUGACAUCUAUAUCGGCUGCCCUGGAGGCAGCGAGGAUGGCGAUGAUCAAAAUAAUCAUGCCCCAUGUGUCCUCGUCACAGGACCCAAUAUGGGCGGAAAGUCCACUCUCAUGAGACAGUGUGGACUUGUGAUCGUGCUCGCUCAGCUGGGCUGCUUCGUACCUGCCGAGAGUCUGCGCUUCACGCCCGUCGAUCGAGUCUUCACUCGGCUCGGCGCUUCCGAUCGCAUCAUGGCUGGAGAGAGCACCUUUUUCGUUGAGUUGAGCGAGACUGCGUGUAUUCUGCACCAUGCCACCAAACACUCACUCGUGCUUCUGGAUGAAUUAGGAAGGGGCACGGCCACAUAUGACGGCACGGCUAUCGCCUGCGCGGUUGUGAAGGAACUUGCCGAAAAGAUCUGCUGUCGUACGCUCUUCUCUACACAUUACCACUCCCUAGUGGAGGACUAUGCCAACAACCCGGCGGUGCGCCUUGGCCAUAUGGCAUGCAUGGUGGAAAACGAAUGCGAGGAUCCAAGCCAAGAGACCAUUACGUUCCUCUACAAGUUCAUUUCUGGGCCGUGUCCGAAGAGCUAUGGCUUCAACGCCGCUCGACUUGCCAGCCUACCAGAAACUGUCAUUCAGUCAGGGCACAAAAAGGCCAGAGAGUUUGAGGAGAGGAUCAUCAGUCUUCGACUUUUCAGGAAGCUCUGCCAGUUUGCUGAAGACCCCACACAGGAUAAGACCCACUUUGCCACACUUGUUCAGAAGAUUCAAUCCAUGUAAUUUGGAAACUUAUAUUUUGGGCAAGUUCUGUCUCACUUCGCUUUAGUUUGGCAACCCCACACUCACAGACGGUGCACUGUCCUCCUUUUGUGCAUUUGCAGUCUUGUUACUUUAGUGACACUGUGGCUUACUUUCAGACAUGGUCUUGUCAAAAUAUACCAAUUACAUUCCACGUUUUGUUCUGGAGGAGAAAAAAACACUGUCGUGAUCUAAUAAAGUUUAUUUUUUUUAAAAAAGACAAUGUUCACCUAGGAAAUUAAACCCUUUUAAUUCAAGCUAGCGCCUACAUAACGGUUAUUGAAUACUUCACAAUAUAUUAAGUCUAGAUGUUAUGAUACAUGCAUACAUUUCAGUCUGAAUUAGAACCCACAAUCACCAGUACACAUGAAUUGGGGGAGGGAUAAUGAAAUUAUAUAGUGCUGUAUGUAGAUACUGGUCUCAGCUUUAAUGGAGUAAAAAGCCUAUUGGCUUUUCCUGCAACAUUGACAAAAGUGGGCGGGGGGGGACUGAAAAGGAUUUCACAAGACAUGAGACCCAAUUAA